Molecule: messenger RNA, 1151 nt
Organism: Microbotryum saponariae
Lineage: Eukaryota; Fungi; Basidiomycota; Microbotryomycetes; Microbotryales; Microbotryaceae
Source: the annotation of a GenBank genome assembly
AUGCAGCGCACCACAACACUAGCCAAGACGACCCUUAGCCGUCGAGUGGUUGCCUCCUCGCCGCAACUGUGGAGGUCCUACAGCUGCACUCGUGCCCUGCAGCACUCGACGUCAUCCUCAUCCACUUCGGCCGCCUACGCUGCCCCCUACUCGACCACCUCCUCCUCAAACAGCAAGACCAACACCAUCUCCGCCUCCGAGAUCGCCCAUUUCUCCUCCCUCGCUCAACACUGGUGGGACCCCACCGGCGAGUUCAAGCUGCUCCAUCGCAUGAACCCCAGUCGGAUCCGGUUCCUGCGUGAUCGCGUGCAGAGGGUGCAGGAGAUCGAUAUCGCGGGUGGCAAGUGGUUGGACGGCUUCAGUGUGUUGGACGUGGGCUGUGGUGGCGGAAUCUUUGCCGAGGUGGGUCUUGGGUGCCAGGGCAAAGCUGCGUAGUUCGUGUGGCCUGAUCCAGGACGUUCCAAUCAAUUGCUUUCAGCCCCUCGCUCGAUUGGGAGCCACAACCACAGCAAUCGAUGCGAGCGAAAUCAACAUCAAGACAGCGACACUGCACGCCUCCUUGGACGAUCACCUCACGCACCGGUCCAAAUUGGAGUAUCGGCAUUGCGCCGCCGAGGAUCUCGUUCACGAGGGCAAACAGUUCGAUAUCGUCUGCGCGAUGGAAGUCGUCGAACACGUCGAGGAUCCGAGAGCGUUCUUGAGAUGUUUGGCCCAGUUGACCAAGGUACGAGUGAAGAAGAUGUGGUAUUGUGCAAAAGGGAACCUGCGGGAUUUGCAAACGCUGACGCGAAUUCUGCUCUCUGCGCUCCUCCCCAAUUCUCGCCCUCCAUUUCUCCCGACAGCCCGGCGGUCAUCUUCUCCUCUCGACCAUAUCCCGCACCCCCCUAGCCCACUUGCUCACCAUCACCCUAGCCGAAGAUCUUCUGCGCUUCGUCACUCCCGGCACACACACCUACUCGAAAUACAUAAAACCUUCCGAACUCGAACACUUUUUCGAAGCCGACCUCGGAUGGCCAAGGGGGACUAUGGAGAGGAGAGGCUGCGUUUAUGAUCCGUUGAAAGGCGAUUGGAGGUUGUUUGGGAUGGGGGAAUGGGGUGGCUUGGCGGAGGGGGUGAAUUAUUUCGCGGGGAUAAGGAAACCGCUGGAAUGA